CAGAGGUAUAUGAGGAAGCAAAAUCAGCUACAGACAACAACAGAUCUAUACAUCAUCAUAUUCCAUUCCCGGAAACCUGCACAAAAAGCUGAAGUUCCAACGCUCCCCAGCUUCAAGACAAUCUAACAAGACUAAUGAGAGAGAUGACUGUGUCCAUUUUCCUGCUGUGUCUCGCUGCUAUAGUGCAACAAUCAGCCAGAUAUACAGAGGCAACAGAAUUCGCUGCCAGAUCCUCCAUUAGUCCAGCUCAACAAAAUGAGAUUGUUGGUAAGCACAAUGCUUUACGGAGAAGCGUAACGCCAACUGCCAGGAACAUGCUAAGAAUGGAAUGGAAUCCAAAAGCUGCGGAGAAUUCCAAAUGGUGGGGAAAAAAGUGUACUUUCAGACACAGCCCAAAAGAGAGCCGAACUGUCAAUGGAAUACAAUGUGGUGAAAACCUCUACAUGUCAACUGCAGCUACUUCAUGGUCUAAAGUCAUUGAGAGCUGGUACAAUGAAUCAAAACAUUUCAAGUAUGGUGUUGGAGCCACUGCUCCAAAAGCCGUAAUAGGCCAUUACACUCAGGUGGUCUGGUAUAAGUCUUAUCUAAUAGGCUGUUACGCUGCCUCGUGUCCUACAGCCAUCUUCAAGCACUAUUACGUUUGCCAGUACUGCCCUGCAGGGAACGUAGGUUCACUUAAUACUCCAUACACAUCAGGACCACCAUGCGGGGACUGCCCUUCAGCUUGUGACAAAGGACUAUGCACCAAUCCUUGCAAGCAUAUGGAUCAGUACGGCAACUGUAAUGACUUAGCAAAGAUGUCUGGGUGUAAGGAUGCAAAAAUCAUGAAAUAUUGCCCUGCUUCUUGCCUGUGCACCACUGAAAUAAAAUGACAGAGCCUGCUCCAUGACAGUUCUGCUCUUCAAUGAAGAACUCUGAAUUCUCAAAAAAUUCAUCCCUUGCUUUAACGUUAUCCUCAUGAUCCACGUCCAUAGGUUCAAAUGAAAGUUGUAAGCAUGUUUCCAGAACUGAAAAACUGAUCAAUUCCUUUCUAUGUGUAUAUCUUCUUUCAUCUAAUGUGGCAUU
Messenger RNA from Pogona vitticeps (central bearded dragon), 1065 nucleotides. RefSeq names its product serotriflin. Gene Ontology annotation, cellular component: extracellular region. NCBI's taxonomy places the organism in Eukaryota, Metazoa, Chordata, Lepidosauria, Squamata, Agamidae. The record is from RefSeq and is a predicted model, not a curated record.